Zasmidium cellare ATCC 36951 is the source of this 744-nucleotide messenger RNA. RefSeq lists its product as uncharacterized. The record is from RefSeq and is a predicted model, not a curated record. Gene Ontology annotation, biological process: regulation of transcription by RNA polymerase II. Gene Ontology annotation, cellular component: nucleus. NCBI's taxonomy places the organism in Eukaryota, Fungi, Ascomycota, Dothideomycetes, Mycosphaerellales, Mycosphaerellaceae. Bases 1 to 744 code for a protein of 247 amino acids. Gene Ontology annotation, molecular function: RNA polymerase II transcription regulatory region sequence-specific DNA binding; DNA-binding transcription activator activity, RNA polymerase II-specific. The transcript has 2 exons.
AUGUCUGGCUACAACGGCGGGCGACGCGCCCCCAACGUCUCGCAGUACCUGGCCAACCUCAACCAGAUUCCGACCGGCCAGGAAGUCCAGCAGGAGAACCUCAACUUCCAGGACGACCUCGAGUUCCUGACCAACGCCGAGUUCUUCGACUUUGACCAGUUCCACCAGACCGGUGCUCCUCCGCCCGCCUCGUUCACGGCCGCUGCAAAUGCUGCCAAGGAUGGCCAGCGAUACCCAUAUGGCGAGUUCCAAAACUUCCCCGACUCGAGCAUGACCUCACCAACUGGCAUCCCCAGCCCGCCAACCCUCCAAGGGAACUACCCUCCACCGGGGCCACACUACUCCCAAUCGCCUGUGACCGGCGACAAGAGGAAGGCGUCGAUCGCCAUGCCAGCUACUACCGCCCACCUCGAGGAGGCAUCGCGCGUCGCAGCCGAGGAGGACAAGCGUCGCCGAAAUACCGCCGCGUCAGCACGGUUCCGUGUGAAGAAGAAGCAGCGGGAGCAGGCUCUUGAGAAGGACAACAAGGAAAUGAAGGAUCGCGUGCAGCAGUUGGAGGGCAAGGUCCAGCAGCUGGAGAUGGAGAACAAGUGGUUGAAGGGCCUCAUCACCGACAAGACGGACGCGAAGGCCCCCGAGGCCGCGCUGGAAACCAAGAAGGAAAAGGAGUCUGAGGAGCGGAGUACGGAAAGCCGUAAAGACGGCGUAGGCACCGAGUCCAACGGCGAGGAGGGUGAGGCGUAA